GUCUCCCAUCCCAUCUCUUGUUCCAAUGGCUGCUGGCGAUCGCCGCGUCGCGGCAACUCUUCGAAUCUUCGUUUGCCUGCUUGCCGUGGCGUCCGGGUUCCAAAUUCCCGACUAUGACCCGAGUAUGAUCGCGGACAGCACCCCCAAUCAGUUUAGGUACCCGCCCGGAGAAGUGAUCGUCAUCGAUCUGGGCAACACCAACUCUUGCGUCGCCGGCUAUGUCCCCGGCGAGACCGAGACCAUGUUGCAGUUCUGCAUCCCCUCCUGGGUCGCCUUCACCGACGACGGUGCUGCCCUCGUCGGCGAGGCCGCCAAAAAUCACGCCGGGCCAGAUCCUGAGGCCACGAUCUUCGGUUUCAAACGCUUGUUCGGGCUAAGACGAGACAACGAAUACGAGGACAUCGUGCAGAGACUCAUGGAGCGCGUGCCAUGCAAGAUCGGUGCAAGAAACGUCGUCAGUCCAAGCAACCAAGUCAAGGCCAAGGACGGUGUGGUCAAGCAGCUCGAAGUCAGGAAGAUCGCAUCCAUGGUGGUUGCCGAGCUGAAGGAGAAGGCCGAGGAGCACCUCGGCCGUAAGGUCCAUUAUGCCGUCAUGACCGUUCCGCAGCAUUUCACUGAGGUGUCCACGUGGGAGGCCAUCGGCGCCGGCGAGAUUGCGGGACUAGAAAUAGUGAGCACGGUCUUGGAGCCUAUUGCAGCCGCCGUGGCUUACGGCCUCCGCGGGAAGCUGCGCGAGGGCGGCAAUGCGCUUGUCCUCCGUGUCGGCGGCGGCACCUCCGACGCAAGCGUCGUGACGCUCAUCGAUGGCAAUUUUGAAGUCUUUGGAUAUUGGGAUGAUCCUUUCCUUGGCGGAGAUGAUUUUGAUCAAAGGAUCGUGGACUACUUUGCCAAGCUGAUCAAGACGAAGCACGGCAAGGACAUCAGUGAGGACAGGGUUGCUCUAGGAAAACUGAGGACGGCAUGUGAGCAUGCCAAGAAGGUGUUGAGCAACCAAGAUCAUGCCCAAGUGAGCGUUGAGUCUUUGUUCGAUGGCGUGGAUUUCUCCGAGCCGCUCUCGCGGUCGAAGUUUGAGGAAUUGAAUGAUGAUAUGUUCUGCAAAGUCAUCGCAUUGGUAGAGAGAGCCAUGGUAGGAGCUGAACUGGAGAGGAGCAAGAACUCGGUCGAUGAGAUUGUUCUUGUUGGUGGUAGCACCAUGAUCCCAAAGAUUCAGAAACUCGUCAAGAACUACUUUGGUGGGAAGGAGCCAAACAUAAUGGUGAAACCAGAUGAAUCAAUUGCUCUUGGAGCCGCAAUUAUUGGCCAUUCUUCGGAUUGAUUUUACUACGGUUGAGGUUUUGCUGUGAGGGUUAGAUCAA
Messenger RNA from Phragmites australis (common reed), 1355 nucleotides. RefSeq names its product luminal-binding protein 5-like. NCBI's taxonomy places the organism in Eukaryota, Viridiplantae, Streptophyta, Magnoliopsida, Poales, Poaceae. The transcript has 2 exons. Bases 26 to 1315 code for a protein of 429 amino acids. Gene Ontology annotation, biological process: endoplasmic reticulum unfolded protein response; cellular response to unfolded protein; protein refolding. Gene Ontology annotation, cellular component: nucleus; membrane; endoplasmic reticulum lumen. Gene Ontology annotation, molecular function: ATP-dependent protein folding chaperone; ATP binding; ATP hydrolysis activity. The record is from RefSeq and is a predicted model, not a curated record.